This is a messenger RNA of Ochlerotatus camptorhynchus, 1754 nucleotides long. It is a transcript of the gene msl-3, whose product is annotated as male-specific lethal 3. Gene Ontology annotation, biological process: regulation of DNA-templated transcription; chromatin organization. Bases 114 to 1736 code for a protein of 540 amino acids. The transcript is spliced from 4 exons. The record is from RefSeq and is a predicted model, not a curated record. Gene Ontology annotation, cellular component: nucleus; MSL complex; NuA4 histone acetyltransferase complex. NCBI's taxonomy places the organism in Eukaryota, Metazoa, Arthropoda, Insecta, Diptera, Culicidae.
ACGCUCCCGCCGCGCAAAACGCAGUUGUUUUUGGCUGUGAAAUCAAUUUAAAAUAAAUUCCAUUUUAAGUGAUUGCUGUUGUUCAAAACGGCCUCAAGAUUGAACCUUUCAAGAUGGUGUCCACUCGGGGACAUAAGUAUAAAUUUUCGGACGGCGAAAAAGUGCUCUGCUAUGAGCCGGAUCCCACCAAGGCAAAGGUGUUGUACGAUUCGAAGGUAAUCAAUUGCCAGGUGCUGGAUGUAUCGGAGGGUAAAGAUAAACGAGGACGCAAAGUGAUUGAGUAUUUGAUACACUUCCAAGGCUGGAACUCGUCGUGGGACCGGAAGGUAGGCGAGGAUUUUAUUCUUAAAGACACCGAGGAGAAUCGGCAACUGCAGAAGGAUUUGGCCGAGAAAUCCCAGUUGCAUCAGGGAACAUACCUGUAUAGAAAGGAACGCAAAAAACAAAGAGACAAGACUUUAACGGCACGAAUUGAGAGUCUCACACAGACUGGACCACAGAAACCACCUGCUCAACCUUUGUCUGAAGAAGGAAGUUCUUGCAGUAAUGGUUUUGGACGUGAAGAAACUGAUUUUUGUAUAGAUCCUGCCCUAGACGGUGAAUCGGAAUACUACAGUAGCUCAGUUGAAAGUACACACGAGGAGGAGAAGGUCUACGUUCAAGUGGGUGACAAACUCAAGCGUAUCUUGGAGUACGACUUUCACAUGAUAUCAGAAGGCAAUCUGGUAGAGAUUCCAGCCCAGUUUCCGGUGGUAACUAUCCUCGAAAACUUUGUCCGUCAUUAUUCCAUUCGACAACUGUUCGGGCAAGAACAGGCAAAACUACGACGACGAAAUAGUUCCUUCAUGAAAGGCGAUCAGAAAACGAAAGACUAUGAAACGAUUCGUACGAAUAUCGAACUGUGUAAGGAAGUGGCCGAUGGUCUGCGGUUGUAUUUCGAUUUCACCUUGAAGGAUUACUUAUUGUACCCUCUAGAAAAGCAGCAAGCUGAGUUGGUUCUGUCGGAGGAAUAUCUCAUAAAUUUUACCUAUAUUGCAUCGCCAUCACUGUCCCUUGACUUACUAACGGUUCGUCUGGAAUCUCCAGCCACUGAUUCUGGAACCGAUCAUGCCGAUCCAACACUUUCCGGUAGUUCGCUAGCAGCUCAAGAGGAGAAGAGACGCCGUCGGUUGCGUUCGCAUAAAAAUGAAGAGAAUGAAUUCAUUCUGGAUAUGGGAUUUAUCAAAUCGGAAACCCUUUCACCAGGAAACCCGCAAACGUUGGCGUUUUCAUUGCUCAAGGGCGCAUUUCCAUCAAAUGUCACCAUAUCGUAUCAGUCAAAGGAAAUUAUGGAUGAUGCAUUCGGAUGGAAGAUUCUUCCUUCGGAUGCCCCCGCUGAGCCAUCGAUGAUCUAUGGAGCUACACAUCUAGCACGAUUGAUCGUCAAAUUGCCAGAUUUCCUAUCCGCUACGACAAUGGCCGAUGAAAAGUUGAAACUGUUGCUUAAAUUUUUGGAUUGCUUCUCCGAUUACAUCGAGGAGCAUGAGGAAUGGUUCGGAGGACAUGUGUAUAGUGAUAAAAAGACAACGCUGAUGGAUAUGAAGCUAGACGAUGGUGUCGGCUUGUCGUCUAUGGUCGGUAGCGAGAUGGGCUGUAUUCAGAUUAAGGAGGAAGAUUUGGAAUUGCAGGACGAUGGAAUGAUGGCCGGUCCGUUGCUGUCGGAUGUGAAAGUCGAAGUGACCUCGCUGAUUCCGUAAUAAAUUGCGUGUAGACUG